This is a messenger RNA of Aphidius gifuensis, 2370 nucleotides long. RefSeq names its product TBC1 domain family member 22B (gene Tbc1d22). Gene Ontology annotation, molecular function: GTPase activator activity. The transcript is spliced from 4 exons. The record is from RefSeq and is a predicted model, not a curated record. Gene Ontology annotation, biological process: activation of GTPase activity. Lineage: Eukaryota; Metazoa; Arthropoda; Insecta; Hymenoptera; Braconidae. Bases 448 to 2097 code for a protein of 549 amino acids.
UUUUUUUUUUGUUUAUCAUUUUCCUUACGUCAAAUAAAAAAAAUACUUGGACAUUUUGUAAUAAUUUUUUAUUUAUUUUUUAUUUUUUAUUUAAUUGCUCAUCAUCAUUUACAUAGCAUUAAUGAUUUUUAAUUAAUAGUUUAAUAUAUAAAGGCUAAUUUGAUAUAAAAAAAAAAAAUAUAAAUAAUAAUAUUUACACUUUUUGACAGAACAUUUUGACAGAGUGUAGAUGUUGUGACUUGAGUGUGUGUAAACGACAUCGAUGACGUGUGCCAUCCUUUUUUUUUUAAUAAUUAAUUAUAUUUGUAAUGCAGUAUAUAUAACAAAGAAACAAUAUUUAUUGUUAUAAUGAUACAACUAUUAAUUUAAAAUUAAUAAAUCUAAUAUUAUUUUCAAUGUGAUCCAUGUGUUCAAUUAGUAUCAAAACAAUUGAUGACAAAAUAAUUUAUGACAGCUGAUAUAAUGGAAAAUAAAUACAGGCAUCAAGGAAAUAAUAAUAAUCAACAGUCAUUUUGGAAAAAAAAUGCAAAAACAGUACCAGGAAGACCAAGUCCAAAACAAGAUAAUCGUCCAAAAAUUCAUGCAACAAGUAAUUUACCAGGAGUUGUAGUUGGUAGUGGUAAUGUUGGUGGUGGUGUUGGAGUAACAACUGUUGGUGGUGGUGCAGGAGGAAGUACUAGUGCAGCAUCAUUUAGAGAUUUUCAAGAAAGUACUGAUGAUGCAUGGGAUUCUGGUGAUGAUGAAUUUUGUCUUGUAUCUGAUAUUAAAAUAUCAAAAAAAGUAAGUCAUUCAGCAGCAAUGUCUGUUAUAAAUUCUCAUCGUAGUGGUAAUCGUGAUACAUCAACAAAAGAUGAUACACAAUAUUAUAAUAAAAAUUUACAAGAAAUAAUACCAGAAGAAAAACGCAUUGAAGCAUUACAAAGACUUGCUGUUCAACCAUUACAUUUACGUAAUGAUCGUAAUAAAUGUCAUGAUAAUAAUGACAAUAAUGAUUAUGGUAAUUCACCAAAUCGUGGUUCAACCCAUUAUCCUGGUAGACCUCAACCACUUAAAUCAGCAUCAGCAAAUAAAUUUUUUGUACCAUCAAAAGAACAAGAUGGUGAAAGUAAAAUUGAUAAAUUUCAAAGUUUACUUGAUGCAUCAUUGCUUAAUUUAGAUGAACUACGACAAUUAUCAUGGUCUGGUGUACCAGCAAAGCUACGUUCAGUAACAUGGCGUUUAUUAUCAGAAUAUUUACCAGCAAGUUUAGAACGUCGUCAACAAGUACUUGAACGUAAACGUUUUGAUUAUUUAAACUUAGUUAAACAAUAUUAUAAUGUUGAAAGAGACGAAAGUUUUCAAGAUACAUAUCGUCAAAUUCACAUUGAUAUACCACGUAUGUCACCAUUAAUAUCAUUAUUUCAACAAAAUACUGUACAACUUAUAUUUGAAAGAAUAUUAUACAUUUGGGCAAUUCGUCAUCCAGCAUCAGGCUAUGUACAAGGCAUGAACGAUUUAGUAACACCAUUUUUUUUAGUAUUUUUACAAGAAACAAUACCAGUAUCAUCAUGGCAAGAUAUUGAAAAUUAUGAUGUUGCAUCAUUAGAUCAAAAACAACGUGAAAUACUUGAAGCUGAUAGUUUUUGGUGUCUAUCAAAAUUUCUUGAUGGUAUACAAGAUAAUUAUAUUUUUGCUCAAUUAGGAAUUCAACAUAAAGUUAAUCAAUUAAAAGAAUUAAUACAAAGAAUUGAUGCACCAUUACAUCAACAUUUACAUAAACAUGGUGUUGAUUAUUUACAAUUUUCAUUUAGAUGGAUGAAUAAUUUAUUGACACGUGAAAUUCCACUUCAUUGUACAAUUAGACUUUGGGAUACAUAUUUAGCUGAAUCAGAUAGAUUUGCAUCAUUUCAACUUUAUGUUUGUGCUGCAUUUUUAUUGAGAUGGAGAAGACAUCUUCUUGCUCAACCAGAUUUUCAGGGCUUAAUGUUGAUGCUGCAAAAUUUACCAACACAAAAUUGGUCAGACUCGGAAAUUGGUGUUCUUGUUGCUGAAGCUUAUAAAUUAAAAUUUACAUUUGCUGAUGCACCAAAUCAUCUACAAGCACAUGAUCCUAGAUGACCAAUUUCACGUUUACCACCAAAUCGAUAAAAUUAAAUCAACUUCCAAAUUGGGUAAUUAAAUUUUUCAUUUAAAUUUAAUGAAAGAAUUUUGCAAAUUAUAAAUUCAUUUAUAUUCUUUCAUCAGCCAGAUUUUUUACCAUUCAAUGCUGCCUGCAUAAACAUCAAUUAUUGUAAUAUUAAUAAUUCUUUUUUAUAUAUUAAAAUAGGCAUAUAUAUAUAUAUACAAAUUAAUUAAAAAUUAUAAAAUAAUAAAUUUUAAAAAAACACAAAA